Meloidogyne enterolobii is the source of this 612-nucleotide messenger RNA. Lineage: Eukaryota; Metazoa; Nematoda; Chromadorea; Rhabditida; Meloidogynidae. The record is from the annotation of a GenBank genome assembly.
CUCCGGAACUAUUAUCUUAUUAACGGAGCAGCUAAAGAAAUCUAUUUUAUUCUCAAAAAAGAAAUAUUGAGACCAACCUACAUUAGCGAUGGAGACCUUAAUAGAGCAACGUUUUACAAGCCGAAAAAAACUUUUUGUGAAAUUUUGUGUGGAAGGAUGGAAUCAAAAAUUCCUUUCGAUAAAGGAGCUAAUGAAUAUAUUAAAUUGUAUUGGCUAACUGAAUAUUUGGUGAAAAAUAAGCUGAGGGAGGUGGAUGAGAAUAUGGGGGAGAGAAUUGCUUUUAUUGAGAAAAAUCAAGCUCUACCUUAUCAAUGGGUAAAUAGUGUUGUAUAUGAAGCCAAAUACGCCUAUUAUCAACUUCCAAAAAUUGACCAGUGGAUAAGAAAUGUCAAUUUAACAAUAGCAAAAUUGUUAGUUGGAUAUAGUCGCUUUGCUAAAUUUUAUAAACUAGAGGCGGUUGUUAAUGAAUUAAUUAAUAAAGGAAAAUUAAAUUGUGAGGAGAAGGUAGUGGAAGAGUUAAAUGAGUGGAACUUGCCUGAAACAUUAGAGGAUUUAAUUUCUAAAUAUUUUUAUAGAAGAAAUGAAGAGAGGGACGAAAAUGAAGACGAAUAA